GUUCAGUUCUGAUUUCAUUCACAAAAAGAAAAACCUCGGGGAAUUUCGUGUUUCGAUAAUGAUUUUUGUUAUAAAGUUACUCGUAUUAAAUAGCUAGACAACAAAUUAACAGUUUAAAAUGGUUACUAUAAUAAAGAACCAGUUGCUGAAACAUUUAUCAAGGUUUACAAAAAACCUAAAUCCGGAACAAAUAUCUCUGUCCGCUCUACGCGGUUCCGGAGAGCUCCACGACUUGACUCUUGAUGAGGACCUGCUGACGGACCUGCUCGAGCUGCCAGGAUGGGUGCGACUCACCUCGGCCCGGUGCAACCGGGCUACGUUCAGGAUACAGUGGACCAAACUGAAGACUGUUCCUAUAGUGCUGAAUUUAGACGAGGUACACAUAGCACUAGAAGUGUGCCAGGAGCCGAGGGUCGUAAACCCCACCGCCACGGGAUCUAUGCCCGCUCCGGGCAAAUACAGCUACAUACACAAGGUCAUAGACGGAAUCUCGGUGGCUGUGAAUCAAGUGCAAAUAGACUUCAAUUGUGAUGCGUUCACCAGUAGUGUUCAGAUCUCAAGAGUGACCGUUGAGUCCCGGACGCCCGAGGGCCGGAAGGGAGACCUAAGACUGACUAGGAUCAAAUCGCCCGACACUGGACAACUGCUUAUAUUUAAGGAGCUAGAAUGGCAGAGCGCGCGCAUAGAAGCCAAGGCGCACGGCGCAGCCGCGGCCAACUUGCCGCCCCUGAGACUGCUGCUAGGCAACACGCACUGCCGCAUCGUCAUCAAAAAACGACUUUCAGACUGCGCCGUAAUUGGCUCCCGGCUGGCAAUCCGUCCGGAGCCGCUAGCGUGGGCGCUAACAGAUGGCCAGCUACGCGCCGCAUUAGCUUGCGCCGCGGCCUUGGCUGAGCCUGUUAGAAGAGCCACAGCCGCUGCUACUCGCGCCAAGGCUCUCAGGAAGAUCGAAGAGCCCCGGGAGCAAAUCCAAAGCCGACCGCCGAGUGGCGACCGUGACAUACUCGCGCGAAUGUUCGCCAAACACGACGUGCGUGAGACUUCGUACCAUCUGCUCGCGCCGCGGAUCGACCUGCACUUGUGUGAUGACCCUGGCUUGGGGCGUUCAGAAAAGCCAUCGCUAGCGAACGGAGGUGCCUUACAAGUGACGCUUGUGAGCAUGCAGGCGGAUCUAUUCCCCUACCACAAGGCGGCGGACGACCGACGCCAUUGGCGCGGCUACCGGGAAGCAGCAACACCACACAGUCAGUGGCUGUCGCAAGCCCUGUCUUCGUUCUGCACGACGCUGCUCGACGCGUUGGAUCCUAGACCGCUCACUCCUAGUAAUAAGGCGAGUCAAGCUGAGAAGUCAGAAGAACCUCUGUCGAACGGGAUCAACCACAGGCCGAGUCAAACCGCCAGCCAGCAAAGCUCUACUGCUCCGUCCACUAACAUCUCCUCACAAGCAUCGCCAACCAGGACCAGGAUUCUGCAACAGCUGGGGAAGCUCAUGACCACAUGCCUCGUACUUAGGAUAGACGACUUCACUGUUUAUAAGGUUUCGACCGGGUCCAAGUCCCGGGAAGCGCCGCGACCACUAGUGAGCGCCGAGAAAGCUACUUUGCCGGGCGACGCGGGACUACUACACGCGGAGCUGACGUUCUUCUACUAUCCUGGCGAUGUCUGCUUCCCUUUGCCAGCUCCAAAGCUAUACGUCCAGCUAAGUCCAGUCCGCAUAUCCGUGGACGUAGCCAGCGUGGUCUGGCUCGGAGCCUUCCUGCCGCACGUGGCUCAGGCAUUACAACAGGCGGCAGACGAGCAGGAAACCCCGGCGUAUAUGGACGUCAGGACCGAAGCCAUCAUGCCCAAGAUAGUGCUAGAAGCCGGCCCCGAGCAUAUCUCGCAGCAGCGCGACCGGCCCAAGGAACUACACGUAUGCACCGCACGCGCAACGCUCACGAACGUUCGCGAAUCGCCGAGAGCUAACACGGCGGGCACCCGCGCCGACCUGGCCGCCAUCUUGGCAGCGCUGCAGCGGUCGGCGCCUGCGCGCGGCCAAUUUCCUUGCUCGGCUGAUGACGUCGACCCUAUACACGAGCAGUUCAUACUUCAUGCUGAUAUGGAUGUGACUAGUGUAGUGUGGCUCGGAGCCUUCCUGCCGCACGUGGCUCAGGCGUUACAACAGGCGGCAGACGAGCAGGAAACCCCGGCGUAUAUGGACGUCAGGACCGAAGCCAUCAUGCCCAAG
Molecule: messenger RNA, 2227 nt
Organism: Ostrinia furnacalis (Asian corn borer)
Lineage: Eukaryota; Metazoa; Arthropoda; Insecta; Lepidoptera; Crambidae
Product: UHRF1-binding protein 1-like
Exons: 17
Source: RefSeq, a predicted model, not a curated record